AUGACUCCGAGGGACGUGAAGGAAAAACAGAAACACGAAAGCAUACUUAGACAAUUUAAGGUAAAAUUAUCAAUUUUCAAUGACGUAUCGUGCACGAGUCACACAUUAAGCGAGACAUCAAUUCAAACGUUAUUGUCAUCCGCGUGUGUACGAGCUUAUGAUAAAGACGGCCAUGAGUUAAUACUACGCGCGUUACUGGACAGUGGAUCGCAAAGUAAUUUCUUAACGCGGGGAGCUGCUGAUCUUUUGGGGUUAGAGAAACGAGAAGUACAGUCUUUGGUAGGAGGAUUAGGUACUCACCAAACGAAAAUUACAAGCGCAGUUGACUUAAAUAUAAAAUCUUUGCACUCGAAUUACGAGGAAAGCGUAAAUUGUCUAAUCAUUGAUAAAAUCGCUGAGAACAUUCCGAUGACAACGUUCAAUAGAUUAAAAUUACCAAUUCCCGAUGGUAUACCACUAGCUGAUGUUGAUUUUAACAAAAGCAGACGUGUAGACUUGCUGCUGGGAUCGCCAGUGUUUUGGUCUUGCUUAUUAAAUAAGCAAAUACACAUGGGAAAAAAUAUGCCAAUCUUACAUCAAACGAAAUUAGGCUACAUAUUGGCAGGUACAGGUUCCGUAUAUCAUUCCAAACAGAAAACGAACACUUUCUGCGCAAUAACAGAACAGCUGGCUAGAUUUUGGGAACAAGAAGAGCUACCAGAGCGAACUAUGAACGAUGAAGAAUCCGCAUGUGAAAGAAUUUUCGAACAAACCACAAAACGAGAAGUGGAUGGGCGAUUUGUAGUAGACAUCCCAUUCCGAGAGAACCUUACGCUGUUAGGGGAAUCGAGGACAAAUGCACAACAGAGGCUCCAAGCGAUGGAGCGAAGAUUUUCUCGCGAUGAGAACUUAAGUGUACAGUAUAGGUCUUUUAUCUCUGAAUACCAAGAUUUAGGUCAUUUGUCUCCUUGUCUAGAAACGGAGAAUGAAGCAGGUACAUAUUAUCUGGCGCACCAUGCUGUUUUAAAAGAAUCCAGUAGCACCACGAAAUUACGAACCGUAUUUGAUGGGUCGGCGGUGACUGACACCGGGCUGAGUUUAAAUGAUGUACAAAUGAAAGGGCCUAUCGUUCAAAGCGAUCUAUUUGAUAUACUGAUACGAUUUCGAAAACAUAAGUACGUACUUGGUGCAGAUGUCGAGAAAAUGUACCGACAAGUACUUAUUAACCCAAGCCAACGAAAAUAUCAACGCAUUCUAUGGCGAAACAAUGUCGAUGAAAAGAUAAAAUGCUAUGAACUUAACACAGUAACAUACGGAUUGACAUCUUUCUCGUAUUUGGCGACGCGAUGUUUGAAACAACUUGCCAUCGAAAAUCAGCACCAAUAUCCUUCAGCUUCUAAGGCGAUACAAGAGGACUUUUACGUGGAUGAUCUUUUAACAGGAGUUGAUUCAUUAGAAAAGGCACAAAAAAUGAAAACAGAAAUUACACAGAUUUUGCAGACUGCAAAAUUCAACCUGCGAAAGUGGAUAACGAACGACAGGCAAAUUUUAAACUCAAUUCAAGACCAUGAGCUCGACGCACAACCCUUAACAAUUGUAAAUUUAAGUGAUAACGAAUCAAGUCGAACAUUAGGAUUAUUUUGGCAGCCGCACAAAGAUCAUCUUCAUUAUUAUGUUUCUUCCGAUAACUACAAAACAAUAACAAAGCGAAGCGUGUUGUCUAUGAUCAGUAGGAUAUAUGACCCUCUACAUUUAUUAGGUCCGAUACAUAUUCGAGCCAAAAUAUAUAUGCAGGCACUGUGGAAAUGCCAACUUGGUUGGGAUGAUCCUAUUAAAGGCGAUUUGUUAGAUGAGUGGUUAAAUUACGUAUCAAAAUUAAAGGAAAUAGAAGGAAUAAUAAUUCCGAGACGCGUAUUAAUUAAUAAACCAACUUUAAUGGAAUUGCAUGGAUUUUCUGAUGCUUCACUUAAGGCUUACGCGGCAUGCGUAUACGUAAAAUCGAAAAACAAUGAUGGUGAAGUAUCAAUUAAUUUAUUAUGCGCAAAAUCGCGAGUGUCACCUUUACGAAACAUAUCACUACCUAGAUUAGAACUUUGUGGAGCAUUACUAUUAGCUAAAUUAAUGAAACGUGUAAGGACAACAUUAGAUUUGACGAGAAUUUUAUUGGUGAAAUGGAAAACUUACGUUGCGAACAGAGUCUCUCAAAUACAAACCUUAAGCAAUGCAUCGUUUUGGCAUCAUGUUUCAACGAAAGACAACGCAGCUGAUAUCUUAACCAGAGGUUGUGAUGCAGAGUUCCUGAAGGGUAAUGAUUUAUGGUGGUAUGGGCCGGAAUGGUUAAAAAGCGAUAUAAAUUUUACAGCUCUCUUGGAGCGUCCUGAUGCCAGCGAUGAUGAAUUAUUAUCUGAAUCGAAUGAGCCUACUUGCAUGAUUGCGACUGAGAAUAAAGUCGAAAACGACCUUUUCAACAAAUUUUCAAAUUUUAGGAAACUACGACGAGUCACUGCGUAUGUGCUCAGAUUUAUACAUAAUGCUAGGAAAAGGGAUAACAGACGAACUUGUUCUUUGACAGCGAAUGAAUUGAAAGACACGGAAAACAUAUUAUUAAGACUAGCACAACAAGAAGUUUACGACGACGAAAUUAAACUGAUUAAGAAAAACGAAACUUCUAAGAAAUUAUUACUGCUUAAACCAUUUAUUGAUGAUAACGGAUUGUUGCGAGUUGGAGGAAGAUUAAAAAAUUCUUUGUUACCUUUUGAAAACAAGCAUCAGAUUAUUUUGCCUCAACGACAUAUUGUUUCGAGACUUAUAGCCGAAGACAUACAUGUAAAAAAUUUUCAUUGUGGACCGCAACUUCUGCUUGGUUUAAUGCGCGAUAAAUAUUGGCCAGUAGGAGGCAGAAAUUUAGUGAGAUCAAUAACGAGAAAAUGCAUGAAGUGUUCAAGAUUAAAUCCUCAACCUUUAACCCCUCUUAUGGGAGAAUUACCAUUAGAACGAGUAGGUGCUUCGUUUGCAUUUGAACAUGUCGGCAUCGAUUACGCGGGUCCAUUCAUGAUUAAAGAUAAGCGUACCAGAGGGUGA
Molecule: messenger RNA, 3060 nt
Organism: Onthophagus taurus
Lineage: Eukaryota; Metazoa; Arthropoda; Insecta; Coleoptera; Scarabaeidae
Source: RefSeq, a predicted model, not a curated record